This is a messenger RNA of Phycodurus eques (leafy seadragon), 2219 nucleotides long. It is a transcript of the gene ndnfl, whose product is annotated as neuron-derived neurotrophic factor, like. Bases 42 to 1850 code for a protein of 602 amino acids. The record is from RefSeq and is a predicted model, not a curated record. Gene Ontology annotation, molecular function: protein binding. NCBI's taxonomy places the organism in Eukaryota, Metazoa, Chordata, Actinopteri, Syngnathiformes, Syngnathidae. Gene Ontology annotation, biological process: extracellular matrix organization. The transcript has 4 exons.
CCUCCUCCUCCUCCUCCUUCUCCUCUUCCAUCCCUCACUUGAUGCUAUCCCAGUGGCGGAGGAGAGCCUGCACGACAGAGGAGACGAACCAAGGGGCAAUCACAGACGCGGUGGCUGAGCAAAGCGAAGAAACGGGAAAGAUGGCACUGGCAUCGCUAUUCCAGUGUCUCGGCACAUUUCUGGUUAUGUUCUGGAGCGUGUCGUGGUCCCCGGUCCAUUCGGCCUCUGCACCUGAGAACGAGGUGACCCUCCGGCCCAACGCGUGGUUAUCGGAAGGGAAGAUCACCACCAUGACGCUCCCUAAAGGACGCACUCGCAGGCUGUACUUCACACUGAGGAAGGCCCCGGCCAUGUCGGUUACUGUCAGCCCGUGUGACUCCCCCAUCGAGUGGAGCCUGUCUGCUCGCACCCUGAAGGACAAACCUCUCAAGAGUCAGCAGUGGAGUUCCAAAAAGAGCAUGCCCGAGAUGUGGUGGAGGGGUCCUGGGAAUGAGGAGAAAAUACACACUUUUUCUGGCAGUGCAGUGGACAACUACAGCAGUCCGGCAUACCCCCGUGCAUCCAUCUACAUCCUGAGGCUGCACUCAAAGCAACAAAGCAGCAGAGCUACAGUGUACCUCCACCAAGGUCCGGGGCCCUCGGGUGCCUUCCCUCUGAUUCCGGCUGACCCCAGAGUACACACGUUGGGUGUGGGGAUGACGAGCGUCACUCUCAGCUGGGCUCCCAGCGCCUCGCUGGCCAGUCCCGCUCAAGACAAAUAUGACUAUUGUGUCCUGGUCAACUCUGAACGCAACUUUCACAGUCUUUGCGCGGCCCAAAAGAAUGCCAGGGAGGAGAGAGAUAAAUCCCGAGAGAAGACAGAGAAGAAGAGGAGGGUGACAGCAUGGCCCAUCCUAAAGGAGUGGUGGUGGGAGCAGUGGGAAGUGGACUUGGAGAAACAGACUCCAACUUCCAAUGGAGAUCUCCAGUGUGUCUGCGAGGGAACUGAGAGCGUCUGCACUGUGUCCGAGCUCCUACCUGACACACAGUACUACUUUGACGUCUUCGUGAGGGACCGACUGAAUGGGACCAGCAUGGCCUACGAGGGGACCGCUGCCUGGACCCACGGCGAGGCCGGGCCGUCCAUCACCACGUUAAGGGAGGGUGAGCUGAGGUGGGUCACCUUCUACGACGGAGGCCCCAGAUCAGAGAAGUUCUUCAGCUUCCGUCCCCACGGCUCGCAGCAGAACGGCCUCCUCACCGCACAGAACUGCGGUGGAGGCAGCAAAGUCCAGAUCACCGUCUCGAGUAAAGGUCGUGUUCUGACCACCGAGGCUGUGGGGAAGGACAUGGUGCAGAUUUGGCUCCACGGAAGCCAGGUCUAUCUCAUCCACUUGGAGAGGGAAGGAACCGCUAUGAGCAAGAGCUCCACCACUGCUUUACCUGGGGUUCUGAAGACUUCGGUCAAAAUGCAGACCUCGUCCGCCUACCACCGAAAGGGCGUCCCAUCCCUUCCGUCUACCUUGCAAGUGAAAUCCUUCAACCGCUUACGUGGGUGCGACAGCGUCACCCUAGCUUGGAUGGGCACAGAGGAAAGGAGCCUCUACUGUGUCUACCGGCGAAAGCUGAGGAGCCGACAUGGCGAGGACGCCCUCGAUGCAUCCUGCCUGGGACCGGAAUCCCGCUCAGAUACCGAGAGGGUUCUCUGCAAGUAUUUCCAGGAGCUGAACCCGAGGCGGGCCGUCACCACGGCUGUGAUUGGGAGCCUGGAGGCCGGGACCACUUAUGUGUUUGAUGUCUAUUUAAUGAGACGCUGGGGGAUCCCUGUCAAGUAUGCCAGCAAGAUAGUCAAGACCAGGAAGGAGUGUUGAGAUGCCGCCCCCUGCAGGAGGGUUGUGGACUAAACUGUAAAGACUGACCAUGAGAAUGAAGCCAUUUGACUGUCAUUGGAAAUAAGGAAGUAUUUAUUACCUUCUGGAGGAGCAAUGGUUUGACUGGCCGCUUGUCUUCUUUUGAGGAUGCGAAAUGAAUCCGCACACCAGCAAACAUUCAUAAUAAUCAUAUUCAGUACUUACAAAAGAAUGCUCACAUCUCUUCUCAUCGUCCAUCAUGAUAAUGAUGUGGGAGGGGUCCAAGUGCUCGUUUUGUGCGUGAGUACAAAGAACAGAUGAGGUUUGCGUUUUCAGAAUACACACGCACAAACAACAGAGACCGUGUGCCAAACGUGCAACAGAAACAGA